Cimex lectularius (bed bug) is the source of this 1890-nucleotide messenger RNA. RefSeq names its product cytosol aminopeptidase-like. Bases 191 to 1801 code for a protein of 536 amino acids. The record is from RefSeq and is a predicted model, not a curated record. The transcript is spliced from 4 exons. Gene Ontology annotation, biological process: proteolysis. Lineage: Eukaryota; Metazoa; Arthropoda; Insecta; Hemiptera; Cimicidae. Gene Ontology annotation, cellular component: cytoplasm. Gene Ontology annotation, molecular function: manganese ion binding; metalloaminopeptidase activity.
UAAUUCAAAACAUUUAAUAUGAGCUACAAACACAUGAUUCAAUUGAUAUCCUUUUAAAAAUAAGUCACCCACUACUGUGGAACUUUACACCAAAAUUUGCACAUACAAAAUUUAAAUGUUGUGACAUUUUUUAUUUAAAAUAUUUAAAAAAAAUUUAAAAAUAUAAAGGGAAAUCAACAAAUCUAGCAACAUGGCAAUUCAAUUUCUCAGGCCCAGAAAUUUUGUUAGAUUAUUCCAGCAAAGACGUUCGCUUAACUGCUUAGGAGACUCAACAGAGUUAACAGGGGUUGUGCUAGGUACUUAUCGUGAAAAAGAGGAUAUGCUGGGACAACAAAGGACAUAUACCCCUACGACUAGGAGGUUCGAUGACGCAUUAGAAGGAAGACUUACUGAACUGAUUCAAAUAUCCGGUGGUUUGCCUCACAUGGGUGAAGUGAGGAUAUUUUAUGGCCUGAAUAACAAAUUUGCCGCAACAGCAGUCACAGGGCUAGGACCAGAGUGCAAUGGAUAUAAUGAAAUGGAAGAGGUCGAUGAAGGUAAAGAGAGCAUUCGAAUGGCAGCCGGCUUUGGUGUGCAGGCGCUGCAAGCUCAAAGAAUGAGAACACUAUUCGUUGAUUCUAUGACCCAUGCAGAAUCAGCAGCAGAAGGUGCUGCAAUGGGUAUCUGGCUCUAUCAGGAACUGAAAAACAGUGGUGAACAAAAACUCAUUCCAAGGGUCGAACUGUUCGACGAUUGUGAUUAUACUGGUUGGCAGAUUGGGCUCCAAAAAGCUGCUGCACAAAACUUAGCUAGGCAGCUUGCAGAAACCCCUGGAAAUUUGUUAACACCAAUCGCUUUCGCUCUGGCGGCAGUGGAAGUUCUAUGCAGAGCAGGAGUCAGCGUUGAAGUCAAGGUGAGGAAUUGGUCAAAAAUAAUGAAGAUGGAAGCCUUCCUAAUGUCUGCAAGGGGAUCAUGUGAACCUCCAAUAUUUCUUGAGACAAGUUACUACGGGUGUGAACCAGAUGUAGCCCCGGUAGUAUUAGUCGGGAAAGGCAUCACUUUCGACAGUGGUGGCCUCUGUUUAAAAACGUGCCCUGAUAUGAAGCACAUGAGAGGAGAAAUGUCAGGAGCUGCAGUUGUAGUGGCCGUCUGUCGAGCAGCUGCUGCGCUUCAGCUGCCUAUAAAUAUAAGAGGUCUUAUACCCUUGUAUGAAAAUCUACCGGGUAAUUGUGCCUUGAAACCUGGAGAUAUCAUAAGAUCGAUGAACGGGAAGACAAUCGUAGUAGAGCAUACAGAUUUUGACGGAAGACUUGCACUAGCCGAUGCUCUCAGCUACUCAGGGAAUUAUAAUCCCAGAUUUAUACUUGAUGUUGGUUCAUUGAGCAAUGAAGUCGUUCAACUGCUUGGGACAGGUGCAACUGCAGUGUUCUCAAACAAUGACCAGCUGUUUGAAAACAUGAGAAUAGCAGGAAUACACACAGGAGAUCGAAUAUGGCGUUUGCCCUUGUGGGACCACUACACCGAGAAAGUUACAGCAAUCCCAUUUGGAGAUGUUUUUGACAAGUACAGAAUGACAGGCAACACCCCAGCAACAGCAGCUUUUCUGAACCAGUUUACUCCAAGAGUCGAUUGGAUCCACUUGGACACAUACGGUGUGACAAGAACAAGUGGUGAAAGUUGGUCGUAUUUGAGAGAAGGCAUGAGCGGAAGGCCAACGAGAACACUCAUAGAAUUCUUGGCUCAGUUGGCAUGCGAGGUCAGUGAGCAUUCUUUAGGGAAUCAAGAACCAGUUAAAGGAACAGCAUGUGUGGGUAUAGAAUAACGCCCCACCACAUGAGUUUCAAUGUUUGUCCCUUGUUUGCAAUUGACACUGCCUUAUCUGUCUCUACAAUACACAUAUAAAAUUUAAAA